Molecule: messenger RNA, 2485 nt
Organism: Acanthaster planci (crown-of-thorns starfish)
Lineage: Eukaryota; Metazoa; Echinodermata; Asteroidea; Valvatida; Acanthasteridae
Gene: clybl
Product: citramalyl-CoA lyase
Biological process (GO): regulation of cobalamin catabolic process
Molecular function (GO): (S)-citramalyl-CoA lyase activity
Source: RefSeq, a predicted model, not a curated record
GGAUACUAUGUAGUUUGUGGUCGAGUGUCGCGCGCGUCGACUGCUAGUGACACUAACAGACUGAGCCAGUUUGAGAACUUGUUCAGAGCCCCCCCAGUUUUAAUAAAAAUUGAGUAAAAUCAACACUCCACUUCGCUGCUUCAUAUCACCGACCAUCCCCAUUUCCCAAAUAGUUCAUCCCAAUGCUGUACAUCAUCAGGAGAGUCUGUUGCCGGCAGGCUCAUUAUUGGCUUGGCAGACCCAGCGCUCCCUACACACAGACCAGAGGUGUGAUGAGCGGUCCUGCUACAGGGCUCAGGAAGGGCCAUGGGUACACCCCAAGGAGAGCAGUGCUGUACGUUCCAGGCAGUGAUGAACGCAAGCUGGCCAAGCUCUCUGGAUUGACGGUGGAUUGUGCCGUCAUGGACUGUGAGGACGGAGUGGCAUCCAACAGAAAGGAUGUUGCAAGAGAGACAAUCAGGAAGAGCCUGGAGUCCUUGCAUCUUCCCACCGUUGGGGAUGUGGCCGUCCGCAUAAAUGCUGUGGACAGUGGGCUAGCUGAGGAGGACUUAAAGGAGGUGCUGCAAGCCGAGCGGCUCCCUGAUACACUCAUGCUGCCCAAGGUGGAGUCAGAGGGCCACUUGCAGUGGCUUGCAGACAAGCUCAGUGCCCACUUUGGCUCGAAGCCACCCGCGUCCCCCAUCAAACUAGUCAUCUUUGUGGAAAGUGCCAUCGGCCUGCUGAGACUAGCCAAUAUAUGCGAGGAGGGUCAAAGGUUAUCACGGACAACCCCAUUCUUCACUUUAGAAGGGGUGGUGUUUGGAUCGGAUGACUUCUGUGCCGACAUAGGUGCAACAAGAACACCGGAAGCUACCGAGCUGAUGUAUGCAAGACAGAAGGUCGUCACCAUCGCCAAGGCCUACCGACUGCAAGCAAUUGAUCUGGUUCACAUCGACUACAAAGAUCUGGAAUCUCUGGAGAGGCAGUCACUGGAGGGAGCCCGCAUGGGAUUUACAGGCAAGCAGGUGAUCCACCCAAACCAAAUCCCAGUUGUGCAGAAGGCCUUCAGCCCCUCCCCCGAGAAAAUGGAAUGGGCCAGGGCUCUCAUAGAAGCCUUUGAAGAGCACCAGCAUUCAGGCAAGGGAGCCUUCACUUUUCGGGAUAGUAUGAUUGACAUGCCUCUGGUUCUGCAAGCCAGAAACAUUCUGAAGAUGGCUACCGUCAUGAAAGAACAGCCGCAGUGAGUUAUGGCCCGACUGGGGGAAAAAACUGCCAGUUUUAUGUUGUGUCUGCCUUUCAAGAUAGCUGUUUUAGCUGCAAAUACCACAUCAUUUCGGAAGAGGUGGUGAUUGGAACGGUGCAUGGCUUCCGUGGAUAAAGCACACUGUACCUCCUCUGCACACACUGGUAUGUUACAGCUCUGAGGGAUAUUAGGGCUGCUGCUUUGUGCUGUUAAAGGAUGAACAAUGCUUGUGAGCCCAGUGCUUGACUCCCGGCAUGGUGGGUUCAGUUGGUUUACAAAAUGAAGACAAAUUACCAGCAUUACACGAACAUGUAGCAUGACAUAUACAGCAGAGACAACAGACGUUGAUGUGAGUGGAGAGGUCUUGACUGCAAGCUUGAGACACCAGCUAGAGCUCUUGCAGGAUUUCACGACAGGAUGUAGGGUUCCACCCUUCACAACACAGAGGCCCAGUACAUGUAAUUCUGAUGCAAAUUACAGCCAGAUGAACUUCAAGUAUUGGAUUUGAAUGAACAUCAGCAGUAAGGAAAGCAUCGUUGUGCUUAAUGUAGGAUAUCUAGUGUGCCUAAUACAGGUUUUGUUGCUAGACGACUGCACCUUGUCUAGUUCAGAGAGUAACGAAUCCCUGAUUAUUUUUAUGCCUGGUGCAUGGCUUGCACGGACAGAAUUGGAGAUAUGCAUUGUUUAUUGGAUCUAAGAUUUGGGAUUGAUUACUCAUGGUUGUAUCACACCAUGGCUGGAAUGCUGAAAGAAGAUUUUUCUUGUUACUUGUUGGUAUUCACUCACUGGUUUAUUGAAUUAAACCUGUCCGUACAUUGUGAUACAGAGCGUAUUUUUGUCACAAAUAUUUACAUGUACAUGAUGCGUUAAACAGUAUCAGUAGUAAUGCAUAAUUUACGACCUAUUGUCGGUGACCCCUGUGGCCUUGAUAUAGACCAGUGAUUUCCAUCCGAGUACAAACUUAAUUUGGAGGUCCCUCACUCAAAACUGGUGAUAGAGCUUCAAACAAGGUUCUUGAUAGAUUUCUGUAUCAAAGGGAUAUUUGGUCAGUACUAAAAGGUCAUUACAGCAUAAAUGACAUUUUUAAAAAUAUUCUUAGGGCCUUAAUGUCAGGAUCAAUGAAAUGUUUUAUUGAAAGAGACUACAUUCAUUGCACUCGUAUUUCUUAAACUACAGUAGUUUUCUGGGGCCAAUUUAUUUAAAUUUCAGCUAGUUUUCUUGUCCCACUUCAUUUUUAAAGAGCAACUCCAAGGAAAACAUGUU